GUGUCCAGCUUGUUGUGAGUUGUCGCGGAUAGUUUGCUGUUGCUGGCUUCUUCUUCCUUGUGGGGCAAAUGGCGAGCUCCAAAGAUCCGGGUCGGACCGGGCCGGUUCUCUGGUCCUCUGCGCUGCUGCUGCUGGUGCUGACGGGUCUCAUUAGGCCGGUCGGUGCCGUGUCCGAACCGGGGAAAUGGAACCUGAAAGUCGACAGUGAGAGGCUGAAGGCGCAGAACUUCUUCUUGUUCAGCAAAACUCUGUUCAACAGCAGCUUCAUCCACCUGAAGCUGGUGUCAGAGACCUGUAACGCCUCGCAUCCCGUCCAGCUCAACGUGUCCUGGUACCUGAGGAACUCGCACUGCUACGAUGAAGUCUUCCACCCGGACGCGACGAAGGCAGCGAGUUACUUCAGGUCGACGGAGGUCAGGCCGGGAGGAGGAAGUGGAUACUACGUUUUUCACCAGUAUCCUGCCGUCACCUGCCAGCCACACAUAAACCCCAACACGUUCGGCCUGGACGACUUCCAGAUGAAAACACGACUGACAGAACUGCCGCAGCAACAGCCAACCACAGACAAGACUCCAGGCAGGAGGAGGCGGAGAGAGGUGGAGCCUCCACAGCCGAAGGAGAUGAAGAAGGAGGAAGCAGCGUCGGCAGAACCAGGAAAAGCUGCUCCUCCUCCUAAAAAGGCGGCGGCUCAUCCUCACUUCGACGCCGUGGCUGAGAGCUGGGAGGACGGACCCUACAUGUUCAUCCUGAACAUCAGAGAGAUCAAAGACAGGAACCGAGCCCCCGACCCGGCUAGCCCCCCCGCAUCCUGGAGUCUGCAGCUGCAGGUCAGCAUGAAGGGUCCUCAUGACUACAUAUCAGCCUCGGAGUGGCCUCUGAUGGUGGUGAGAGCACACACAUGCGCACACACACAUGCACACACACACACACACACGCGCGCACACACACACACAUGCACACACACACACCUGUCUUCACCUCCGACUCUGCAGUUCUACAUGGUGAUGUGCAUCGUCUACGUGCUGCUGGCGGUCUUGUGGCUGGCCCUGUCGGCGUGCUACUGGAGGGACCUGCUCAGGAUCCAGUUCUGGAUCGGAGGAGUGAUCUUCCUGGGCAUGCUGGAGAAGGCCGUGUACUACGCCGAGUUCCAGAGCAUCAGAUACGACGGCCUGUCAGUCCAGGGGGCGGUGAUGUUCGCUGAGGUGCUCUCUGCGGUGAAGAGGACUCUGGCCCGGGUGCUGGUGAUCAUCGCCAGUCUGGGAUACGGCAUCGUCAAGCCCAGACUCGGUGCGUUGCUCCACAGAGUCGUCGGUGUCGGUCUGCUCUAUUUGAUCUUCUCCAUCGUCGAGGGGACACUACGAGUCAACACUGACCGAGGUGACAACAGCACUAGGCUUUUGUGUGCCAUAGUGCUGGCCUUCACUGACUCCUGUGUUGUCUGGUGGAUCUUCGUGAGUCUGGCUCAGACGAUGAAGCUGCUGAGGCUGAGGAGGAACGUGGUGAAGCUCUCUCUCUACAGACACUUCACCAACACGCUCAUCUUCGCCGUCAUCGCGUCCGUCAUCUUCAUCAUUUGGACCACGAAGACGUUCAAGAUGUCUAAGUGUCAGUCGGACUGGAGGGAGCUGUGGAUCGACGACGCGUUCUGGCGUUUCUUGUUCUCCAUCAUCCUAUUGGUCAUCAUGUUCCUAUGGCGACCGUCGGCCAAUAACCAGAGAUACGCCUUCAGCCCUCUGCUGGAUGAAGAGAGUGAGGAAGAGGAGAAGGAGCCCAUGAUGAAUGAAGCUUUCGAGGGGAUGAAGAUGAGGGGCAUGAAGAACGAGUCCAACGGUUCGGCCAAAGCCAACAAAGUGGACGAGGACCUGAAGUGGGUCGAGGAGAACAUCCCUUCAUCGAUGGCGGACGUCGCCCUGCCCCCCCUGCUGGACUCUGAUGAGGAAACCAUGACGACCAAGUUUGAGAUGUCCAAGAUGGAGUGAAGCAGAAGAGGAAGGACGGACGAAAGCACUACUCUGGGAAGCGGGUGGAUGAAUACUAUAGAUUAAUAUCAGCGUAUGAGGCGGAGCGACGGAUGAAAAGCAGCCUGACGGAUGGAGGCGGGGCCGCAGCGAGCAGCCAGCGUUUGCUUUUCACGACGCCGGUGUCGGUACAUGAUUUAAUCCCUGAUUUAUGAGCUUUGUAAGCCUUGAUUGUACAUACACUGGGAGUGAUAUCGACCGCGGCGGCACGCAGAGCCUUUUAUUUUUAUUUUUAUCGCCUGUUUGUAUUUAUAUUUCUACAUAAACAGAAUAUUUUGACAGAUUUGACGUUAGUGAGGCUCUGCACUGCGGAGCGGCUCGGCUGCCUCUGCACGGUUCACACGUGGAAAUGUGAUUUUCAGACGUCGCCUCGUGUGUUUUCACUGUUUCCACAACAAAGAGCGUCACUAGCUGAGCCCUGCCUGCUGAUUGGCUGAUUCCUCUCAACCCGUAAACACCGAUGUUGUGAAUCUGAAAGAAAAAAAAAAAUCUUGAAUCGUUGUCUCAUUCUUCUUUGUGGAGUCGAGGUUCGUCUCUGAAGCUCGUUUUGGAUCCGUAUUGUUGCAGCUUUUGGUUCCGGUGCAGUUUGAACCAUUAAAACUGGGAUUUCUUUGUUUUAACGACGUGAAAAUGAUUUCCUGAGUCCAUGUGAAGGAAUUAUUGUUGCUUCUUGCAACAAAAACAACAGAUUUGCUGCAUCUGGAAGAUAAAAGUCAGUCGAGAUUUAGAUCGUCUGUGAUUGGCUGCCCUGCUUUCAUGAUUAGCCUUUCUCGUCCCUCCAGACUUUACUGUCCCGGGGGGAGGUUUGUGUUCACCGCCAGCUCAGCUCAUUUAAACGCAGCAGCAGCGUCCAGGUACAAAGAGUCUCCGUCAGUGCGUGUGGAGAACAUGGAGUUACUGUCGUGGAGCGGUUGGAGGAUGCAGCGUCUUCUCAGUGUUUGAAGUACGUGGUGAUGGAGGAGGGGCGGAUGACGUGAGCCCCCUCCUUAGAGUAAACAGACCGUCCUGAUAGUGCAGAUGAUCGGUAUGGUUUUGAGCCUUGCUGAAGGUCCUGACACCGCCAGGCUGCUGGUGACGAUGGAGCCUGUUGAACUGAUGGCUGAGCUCGGAGGAGACGCUCUCUGAUUGGCUGGUAAAUCAGGGAUUUGACCCGUUUCGCCCAGUUUUUAUUAUUUUCGCCUCUUUUCUUUUUAGUCGUGCCAGCAGCUGUGGCUCUGUGGCUUCACAUCAGGCUUUGCUCUGACUGUGAUGAACCGGCAGCAGGUUUACACUUCUGACUUUCAGUGAAAUAUCUCAGCAUCUCUUGUGUGAUCUCCAUAGAAGAACCCCGCGACCGUGGUCAUCCCCUGACUUCCUCUAGCAUGACCUUUGGUGUGUUUCUGAACCAUGUAUUCCCGCCCCGUCUCGUAACUCGCCCAUCAGUUGAAGUAUCCGUCACCCCCAGCCACAGAAAUGCAGUUCUGUCUGUUGUCUUUAACUUCACGCGGCUGCUCGCUCUCAUCGGGAACAUCAUCCACACGUGUUGUUUUGAACAUCUGCAGAUUCUGAAUCAGUAUUUUCAUACAGACGACCUACAUCAGAGGUUAGAUCAGACCUGAGCGCAGAGGCGGCACAGCAGAGUCGGGCUUUGAGAAGUUUUUUACUCAUGACAGCGACGUCUCUGCCGCAGCGUCAGAGCACACAACAGUAUUUGUUUAAAGCGAAUAUUAGAUGAAAGGAAAAUUAAUGAGAAUGAACGAAACAUCUGUUUCUUCUGGUUCGGUCCGGUCUGAGAUGAGGAGGCAGGAAGCUUCUUCAGCUCGUGAUCGGUCUGACGGAGCAGGCGUGGACUCUUCAGUUUUAACAUGUCUCUCGUCUCUCAGCGCAGAGCAGCGUCUGUUUGUUGUCGUCCAAAAAGAUCAAGUCUGUAAAGUUUGUGCUGUUUGGUUUGUAAAUCAAUCAAAAGUUAAUAAUAAAAACUUGGAAAGAU
Chelmon rostratus (copperband butterflyfish) is the source of this 3987-nucleotide messenger RNA. RefSeq lists its product as uncharacterized. Gene Ontology annotation, cellular component: membrane; Golgi apparatus. Bases 69 to 1979 code for a protein of 636 amino acids. The transcript has 20 exons. NCBI's taxonomy places the organism in Eukaryota, Metazoa, Chordata, Actinopteri, Chaetodontiformes, Chaetodontidae. Gene Ontology annotation, biological process: retrograde transport, endosome to Golgi. The record is from RefSeq and is a predicted model, not a curated record.